AUGAUCCGGUCUCUAGCUUCCAAACAACAACAACGAGUUAUCCAGACUGCGUUUGCUCGCAGUUACUCGGCUUCUGUCCCCAAGACUGCUUUGACGGCGGAAGAGUGCAUUGCUCUCGAGGAAAAGUAUGGAGCUCACAACUACGCUCCCCUUCCGGUAAUUCUGUCCAAAGGCAAGGGAACCAAAGUCACCGAUGUGGAUGGCAAGGAGUAUUUUGAUUUUCUUUCGGCCUACUCGGCGGUCAACCAAGGUCAUUGCCAUCCCAAAAUCAUUGGUGCCCUGACAGAACAAGCGUCGACUUUGACACUGACCAGUCGAGCCUUUUACAAUGAUUGCUUGGGAGAAUAUUCCGAAUUUGUCACGCGAUACUUCAACUAUGACAGAGUUUUGCCCAUGAACACGGGCGUCGAAGGAGGCGAAACCGCCGUCAAGUUGGCACGACGGUGGGGAUACGAAGUCAAGGACAUUCCCAAAAACAAGGCACGAAUCUUGUUUGCCAACAACAAUUUCUGGGGACGGACGUUGGCGGCCAUUUCGUCGUCCAAUGAUCCAUCGGCAUUCAAAAACUUUGGUCCCUACAUGCCAGGGUUCUCGUCCAUUCCCUAUGGAGAUGUCGAUAUGCUGGAUAUGGAAUUGGACAAGGAUGGAGAGCAUAUUGCCGCAUUCAUGGUGGAACCCAUUCAAGGAGAAGCUGGAGUGGUCGUCCCGGAUGAUGGGUACAUGAGAGAAGUCAAGAAAGUAUGUGAAAAACAUAAUGUACUGUUGAUUGCCGAUGAAGUACAGACGGGCUUGGGACGAACUGGAUAUGAAUUGGCGGUGCAUCACGAUGAAUGCAAGCCAGAUAUUGUGGUCCUUGGAAAGGCAUUGUCCGGUGGCGUCCUUCCUGUUUCAGCAGUCUUGGCCACGGAUGAAGUCAUGCUCACUCUCAAACCAGGUGAACACGGCAGCACUUACGGUGGAAACCCCUUGGCCUGCAAAGUGGCAAAGGCUGCUCUGGAAGUGCUUCGAGAAGAGAAACUGUGCGAGAAUUCUCAGGCUCGAGGACAGCAGCUGCGGGAUGGACUGAAUAAUAUGGUCGAUCACACCAUCAUUGAUGAGGUUCGAGGAAGAGGUCUGCUUUGUGCCAUUGUCAUCAAUCAGCCCAAGGCGGGAUAUGGUGACAAGGGAAAAGCAUGGGAUCUCUGUUUGAAAAUGAAAGAACAUGGUCUCUUGGCAAAGCCAACUCAUGGAAACAUUAUUCGGUUUGCACCACCACUGGUCAUUACAGAAGAAGAGAUUAAUCAAUGCCUCGAGAUUAUUGGACAGAGUGUCAAGGAGAUGGCCUAA
Molecule: messenger RNA, 1326 nt
Organism: Seminavis robusta
Lineage: Eukaryota; Bacillariophyta; Bacillariophyceae; Naviculales; Naviculaceae
Source: the annotation of a GenBank genome assembly